Messenger RNA from Dioszegia hungarica, 2712 nucleotides. RefSeq lists its product as uncharacterized. The record is from RefSeq and is a predicted model, not a curated record. Gene Ontology annotation, cellular component: nucleus. Gene Ontology annotation, biological process: DNA-templated transcription; regulation of DNA-templated transcription. NCBI's taxonomy places the organism in Eukaryota, Fungi, Basidiomycota, Tremellomycetes, Tremellales, Bulleribasidiaceae. The transcript has 15 exons. The coding region runs from base 1 to 2712 and encodes 903 amino acids. Gene Ontology annotation, molecular function: DNA-binding transcription factor activity, RNA polymerase II-specific; transcription cis-regulatory region binding; zinc ion binding.
AUGGACUACCGCCCGCCCUACUUCAAUACGAUCCUCCGCCAGCCAUAUCCCGGCAGCGCCGGAGGAAGCGAUCAGACCCCUUCGAACGCCUCGGUUCAAGCAGGACAACAUCCCAGCUUCUCACCCCUUCCUAGGAUCUACAAUGGUCCAUCAAGCCUGGAUCGCAUACUCCAGUCGUCUCCAGGCACCCAACAAGGGGCGUACGGGACGGAUCACGGUGGAGCGGGGUCUACAGUCUCGCCAAAGGUUGAGGAGGGGUCUGGACAGGCGUCAGGGAGUCAACCGCCAAAGCGAGGGAGCAAGGCUUGUGUAGCUUGUCGGAGAGGCAAGAACAGAUGCGAAGGGGAUCCGACCGGCCAAAGUAAAGCCUGCAAGCGAUGCCUCGCGAACGGCCUGUCCUGCGUGUUUGAGAAAGCGUCCGACAAGCCCAGUGCUCGUGGUCGGGUGGCUAGCAUAGGCGCUACCGAGAUAGUGCCAAGCGAGGCGGAGGGACGGGUUCAACGAUUAGAGCAGACCGUCAAUGAUCUUGCGCAUGGGCAACAUGCUAUUCACGGAGCUCUCAAUCGUAUCCUCUCCAUGCUGCCUAAUUCGAACGCCAUGAUACCUAACGACGGAGCAGUGUCGACAGCGAGCAUCUUCAACUCGGUGUCACCGCCAUCAGUAUUUGGCUCUUUUGGUCCUGUCUCGCCUCAAAACCAUGCUCGCGGUCGAGCUUCGUCCUCCUCGUCGCGACCUGUAGCACCUCAGCAGUUUCCAAAGCUUCCUGGCUUCAAGCCUCCGAACCACGAGUUUGGUACCUACGGUAUAAUCCCCCUCUCCUCCGCGCCAGGCUCGCCUACCCACUCCCGUCACUCUCGUUCCUCCUCCUCCCACUCUGUCGGAUCGACAGAUGCACUCCCUCAGGGCUCGUUGACCGCGCCCAUCCAAGCCCUCGAGACGCUCGCGGAUGCUGCCAAGCACGCCGCUGGGCUCGCCGCGCAAGGUAUCGACGAUGCUCCGCUCGCUAUGGACGUUGAGAUGGGAUCACAGGCGGAGGGGUCCAAGAAGCGCAAGCAGGUCAACUUUGACAAGCACAUCCACCUUCGAGUGCGGAAGAAGACCAAGCCUGAUCCGACCCCGCGCAACCCGUUCCCGGACGUGGUCACGAAGGGUCUGGUCUCAGAUACUGAGGCGCGGGAGCUGUGGGAUAUAUUCUUCACUGGAUGUCACUACUUUGUUCCGCUCUGGGACAAGACAUACGACACGUACGAGACCUAUAUCGAGCGGACUCCUUUCUCAACGAACGGUCUCCUCGCCGUCGCUGCCAAGAUCCGAUCUGGAAACGGUCGCCUCUCGCAGACGUUUCACGCCUGUCUGGAGGAGGCCCAGGGGAUCGCUCGGAGCACAUUAUUCGGGCCGAUCGUGCGGAAGGAAGCUGCGAUGGCGAUGUUGAUUCUGAGCGUGUGGUCCCAGAAUGGCUGGCUACCUUCAGGACACGCACUGCGAAUGGCGCUGGACAUGAACCUACAUAAAGCGCUGGAUAAAAUGGCGGAUGGGACGGAUACGAGGACUGAAGUAGAGGAGCGCGAUCUGGUGGUAUCUGCGAGGAUCUGGAUGAAUUGCUAUCUCAAUGACCAUCUUGUCAGUCUUGGUACCGGAAAGCCACUAUUACUGCGCGAUGACUCGUCUGUCAAGCACGCUAGGAUCUUGUUAAAUCAUCGGAUGGCAUCGGACACGGAUAUCCGCUUGGUCGCCAGCAUCGAGCUUGUCACUCUUCGAGUCCGAGUCGUCGAACAUCUCAAUCCCCUCCACGGCAAAGUCGACACCCAAACAAUCUCUUUUGUCCGUCGCAUCUUCGCCGAUCUGCAAGGGUGGCAACGCGAAUGGCUCGCGGCCCACCGACAACGGUAUGACGAAACGCACGUCCUGGUCAAGCUGCUCGAAGCGGAGAUGGUGCAUGCUCAGCUAUGGACGGUGUGUGUGGCACUGAGGGGUGUUCAGUGGGACAAUCUGGCUGGCGACUCGAGAGAGUUGGCGUUUCAGGCGAAAGAUGCGGCGCAGAGGUGUUUGGAGAUCUAUCUCCGUUCUCAGAACUUCCGGCAGCAUCUGAAGUUCGCGACGCAUGAUCAGCUCGUCUCGGUGGCUUUUGCGGCUAUCUUUCUGCUGAAAAUGGCACUGCUAUACCCCGACUCCGUCUCAAUGCCCACCCUCAUCGCCGAAGUCUCGGAGGUCUCGCACAUGCUCGCCAACGAGUGCUUCGCUGAGCGCUACGCUCUGACCCUCCGCCUCAUGCUCGCCAGUCUCCGCCGCAAGACAGGCGCCAUGUCCACCGUUCCUGGAACACCUCGACUCGCUCCCAGCCAAUCGGGCGACAACCUACCAUACGACCCGAAUGGCUUCGCACUCCUUAAUAGCGGAGCUGGCGGGCUGGACAGUCUACUGACUAUGCCUCGGGAAGCAUCGGGGGAUGGAGCAGACUUUGGCGCGGGAGGGAGCGGGUGGAACUUUGAUCAGGAGCUGGAGAACUUUUCUUGGCCUACCGAGUUCAGUCCGAGUAAUCUGCCAGUAUGGCUCCAGGAUGGCAAUUGUGCGGAUCUAGGUUUGCCGCCAGACGGCUCGGACUCGCUCUUCCUGCCUCCUGAGCUCGCCAACAUGUUCUUGCCUUCCGGAUCCUAUGGCGCAAAUCAGUUUAGCCUCCCGGACUCGGCGGACGUUGGAGCCGAAGCUUGGUGA